AUGCCCUCGCGCAGCCAAAGACAGGCAAAGCAAAUCGUGGUUCGCUCGAUCGAACCCGGCAGCCGCCACGCUACGAAGAGCGUGCUUGGCACGCUCACCAAAUUGAACCAAGCCAAACCCGCACACGCAAUCAAGCGUUCGGACUGGGUCCUCGCAUGGAACAAGCCCAAGCAGCGACCGCCGGUGUGCCCGCCGCGAACGGCCCGCCGCAACCCCGGCAGAGACGACGGGGAGACGUGGAUGUCGCCGCACUAUGUGAGCGGGCGUGCGAUGGGCCCGGUCUGGGACGGCGGCGAGAGCGACGACGUCUGGGAGACGGACGUCCGGGAAGAAUGGGCGAGGAAUGACAUAGACGCCGACGGGCAGGAGGGCGUUUGGCGGCACGACAAGUCGCAGGAGAGGCGCGAGGUGCAGCUCAUGGAUAUCGCGAAGCCGAUGAAGCCCAAAGGAGUUCGCAAGGAGUUCGAGUUGAUUGAGCCCGUGAGGAGAGUCAUCGCACUCGAGGAGGAUCAGCUGUCGGAAUGGGCCAGCCAGAUAUCGGACGUUUCCGAGCUGGACGCGCUCGAAUGGGACAUGCUGGAUGAGGAUGACAGCCAAUCGGAAAUGGGGUCGUACGCCAACGUGGUACAGCUGCGUCCCGACUGA
Trametes versicolor FP-101664 SS1 is the source of this 645-nucleotide messenger RNA. RefSeq lists its product as uncharacterized. The transcript is spliced from 3 exons. NCBI's taxonomy places the organism in Eukaryota, Fungi, Basidiomycota, Agaricomycetes, Polyporales, Polyporaceae. Bases 1 to 645 code for a protein of 214 amino acids. The record is from RefSeq and is a predicted model, not a curated record.